AGCAAUAAAAGCAGUAUCUCAACCAGACGCUCUUCCUCGUCAACAGCUAGUUCAUCGAGUGAUACCGCUACUCAUCAACCCUCCCGCAUUUCGAAAGAUUUCCCAACUCCAGGCAAUAUACUCCAUUACGUUGCCCGUCUCAAUCACAAUAAUACCACUCCAAAUGGCAAUAGUUCCGAUCGAACACACUCAAAUGAUGAUUUGGAAGGUUCGGGUGAGUUGGAAUCGCCGCCUGAGUUGCCACUCGCUUCAAAGCUCGUGCAAACGCAAUCCGAACGGAAGAGGCGUAAUCCAAGAGCAGAGGAUGAUGGUAUCAACAUAGUUGACGUUGAUGUAUCUACACCUCAACUCAAUAUCGUCGAUGAACAACUCGAUUUCCCCGAUAUCUCCACACCUCCGAGUACAUCUCCGAUCGGAACCCAUCGACAGCCGGUAUGUGUACCGUUGGCUGGAGUAUGGGCCUUAUCCGGCGUUUCGGUCGUUUCCGUAAUUGCAGCCAUCGGUGCCGUUUAUCAUGUCAGACUUUCACGAAGGAAACUGCUGCCUUUGUAUUGA
Messenger RNA from Anisakis simplex (herring worm), 555 nucleotides. NCBI's taxonomy places the organism in Eukaryota, Metazoa, Nematoda, Chromadorea, Rhabditida, Anisakidae. The record is from the annotation of a GenBank genome assembly.